Molecule: messenger RNA, 1386 nt
Organism: Caenorhabditis elegans
Lineage: Eukaryota; Metazoa; Nematoda; Chromadorea; Rhabditida; Rhabditidae
Gene: lron-3
Product: LRRCT domain-containing protein
Exons: 9
Coding region: 76-1167 (363 amino acids)
Source: RefSeq, marked reviewed
AGGAGACCUUCAAAACAAAAACGUUCAAAGUGAUUGGGAGGCGGUGUGUUUGGUGGGAUUUCGUAGCUCGGCGCAAUGUUUGAGAGUUACAAUAUUCCUCGACGAAGUGGGCUGAUCUCCAUCACCUACCUGUUGAUCAGUUCAACAGUGUGGGUGGUUCAGGCUGGAAACCGACAAGAAUAUCAAUACAGUGAUGAUGCCAUCGAGAAUAAACUAAUUUGCGCUGGAAAAUUAGCCGACUACGCAGCGUGCCAAUGUGAUCCGUCCGCCGGCGAGUACUCCUGCAUUAAUGCUCAGUUUGUCGAUGCAAACGUCUUUUUGGACAUUGCCACUAAUUACAAAUAUAUCAAAAGUGUGACAUUCCACGGAAACAAUUUCCAAGAUCUAACAUCCACCCCAUUGUUUGGAGCCGACUCGCAGACUAGUCUUAUCAAGCUGAACCUCUCGGCUAAUUACAUUGUGAACCUGAAUAGCAAUGCACUCCGAAAUAUGCCGAAUUUGCAAGUUUUGGACAUUUCCAAUAAUGAAAUUGUAUUCCGACCUAGAGAUGUCGAUUUUCUCAAACAUACUCCACAUUUGACGCAGCUCUACAUGCGCCGAGCUUUCACGGUUACAAUCAACCGUACCCAGCAAUUUGAGCUGAUGCUCGAAAUGUUCCGUCAAGCAAAACUCGAAUAUCUCCAGGUGCUGGACUUAUCCUAUAACUUUAUUCACAAUGUGCCAUUCGAGAUAGCUUGCCCGUUCCCAUCACUUCACACUUUGGAUCUCCGUCAGAAUUUCCUCAAAAAUUUUAUCGUGAACGAGACGUGUAUCAAAGAGGUUAAUACCAUCAAUCUCAGCAGGAACCAGUUCUACGUGAUUCCAAAAGAUUUCCGUGCUCUGGCGGAUAAAGCUCAACCUGAAACAUUCUUGCUGCGCAACCAAUUCUACUGCGACUGCAACUCCAAGGAAUUCAUAACAUGGCUGCGAUCUACGAAAUCGGUGCGAGAGAAGAACAGUUUGGUGUGCGACAGAGCAAGUCCGAAGAUGUAUGUUGGAGCCCGGAUUGCAGAGGUGCCCCUGAACAAGCUUACUUGCGACGAGCCGCUAUUCACCAGUAUGAGCUCUUUUAAAUUCAAUUUUUAUUCUAUGAUUAUUGCUUUUAUUGUCUCAAAAAUGAUGUUCUAAAUCCACCUGUCCUAUUUUUUUUUCCUUUCUCGUGUUUCAGUGCUACUGACCGGUCUUUCUCUUUUCCUCUUGCUUAUUUUAAUGCCAAAUCAUAAUUUUUUUUUGCUUCCUCGUCUAUUGUAUCAAAAAGAAUAAACAAAUAAGAUUUUUGUCAUUGAAAAAAAAAUAUUUUCAUAUAUCUUAUGCCGUUGCAAAAUACAUGGAAAUUAAUAAAGCUUG